Molecule: messenger RNA, 1168 nt
Organism: Solanum stenotomum
Lineage: Eukaryota; Viridiplantae; Streptophyta; Magnoliopsida; Solanales; Solanaceae
Exons: 2
Coding region: 62-937 (291 amino acids)
Source: RefSeq, a predicted model, not a curated record
AAUUAAACUAAUUUGGUGUCUAUUCCAAUUUCCAAAGUAUAGUCGGAGAAGGAUAACGGUGAUGGCAAAGUUGUUUAUAAAUAUUUCACCGGCGAGUUUGUUUGUUUGUUUUACGAUGGGUGAAGAAAAAACAGUUUAUUUUCCGGUGGAUGAAGAAAACACAGUUUCUCUUCCGGUGGACGAAGUAAAAGAUGUUUCUCCGAUGAACAAAAAAAUAUAUUUUCAUUUUCCGAUAAACGGAGGAGGAGAGGAAGUUGUUGUAUCUCCGCGGAGCCGAGAUGAUAUGACAGUAUUUGAGAUUCGGGGAUGUAUUAGUUGUGUAUAUAAUGGUCGAUUACUCCCGGAGUUGUUGUGGUGGGUUUUUAGUAGCUUUCCGCCCUAUAGUUUGAGUAUUGCGUUCAAUUAUUUCAUGCCUAUUCCCAUUCAUAUGGUAGUAAUCUUCUGUGUGGCCAACCUUUUCUACAUUACACUUCAAGCCAUUGUCCUGCUCUACCCUUUGUUGAACAAUUAUUGGUAUCCCUACAAAACUCAAUUCCGAUCAAUAGGUCCCAAAGGGAAAUUUAUGAUCGACUUCAUUCCCGCUCUAAUUGCUGCAGCUUUGAGUUUCAAUUUGUUGAAUGAUGCGGACGAUAAGGGGCUAUGGCACUUUCUAGAGUUUAAUUAUGGAUAUAUCUUUCUGCUGUUUGGCUGCACGGGAUAUUUCUACCUUAUUUCUCACUUUAUGCGUAGAGCGUAUGAUAUUAAUGGAAAGGACGUUAUGUUGGGAUUAGCAAUGCAAGUCUUUUGCUUUAUGGUGAUGAAGGGGAUAUUGUUUGUUAGAGUCAUCGCUUUGUGCUUCUGCUUAGGUAUAAGUAUCUAUAGAUACAUGACAUAUUCCGCUCCUCCUGUAUUACCUCCCUGUCCCAAGAUGGAGUCAUCUGAUAUGCUGCCUUACUGAUCUGAACGUGUUAGCGGAUGCCUUUCAUAUAACUUUCUUGCUUUUUUGUUGUUAUUUUGGACGUACUAUAAUUUAUUAGAAUGCCUUAAAUUUUCAGUAAUGUUCGCUCUUACUUUGUUUGCAAUAUAAUAUGUCUUGUUCUAGUCACCUUGUGCCUCUAACGUAUGUAUUUAUAUAUGACAUUUCUUAUGAAGAGCCGUUUAAACUCUAUAUGAUGAGAGGUUAUUUUGC